Molecule: messenger RNA, 950 nt
Organism: Linum trigynum
Lineage: Eukaryota; Viridiplantae; Streptophyta; Magnoliopsida; Malpighiales; Linaceae
Source: the annotation of a GenBank genome assembly
CGUUUCGUCCAAAUCUCUCGAAACGAAAACCGAUUCUUAUUUCUUAUAUAUAUUAAAAAACCGAUUCUUAUUUCUUAGAAGUUAAAACCCUACUACUCCAGAAAAUCAACGGUUUGCCAGUUUUCUCCGAUUGCAACUAACCAGUUGCUAGGAGCUAAUUCGUCUGCCGAAUUUUGCUCGCAGUUUACCUCUCUCUAUAUCCAGCCGAAGCUCAUACGUCUCCAAAUGGAGGGAUUGCAGAGUUUUGUCCGCAACGUCUCAAAGGAGAUACAGUCCGUAACUUCCGCUCCUUCCUCGUCGGAGAACUCGUACGAUCUCGGUGGGAAAUUAGGAGCCGCCACUGCUACUUUAUCUUCUUCUACUGCCAACCACUCUCGUGUUCUGACGGUCAGGCCCCCCAGGAACAUGGUGUCUGCAUGGACCUGCUCCAAGCUCUGUUUGUUUUUCUUUGCUGCUGGUAUCGUGGCUGGUUAUACAUUGAAGAGGCGUGUCCGUGGCUGGGCUUCUAGGCUGCUCAGGAGGUUGAAAGAUGACUGACAGCCACCAGUAAGGCUUCUUCAUCUGUAAUUCGUUGGACAAAAUUUUGAGAAAUUUAGGGCUUAUAGUUCCUUACACAAUUUCUGUUGAUGUACAUGUGAAGCUGAAGCAAAUCAUACCGUGAAUCGCUACUGUCUCAGCUGUUCAUUAGCAAGUAGGGAAGAAUUUCAACUGUCAGAUUACUGCAUUUCUUCAUCAUCAUCAAAGUGUUAUAAAAUAGCAAGACCCCAUCUUCCCUUGUCCCUGUUUGGUUAUGAGCCCCAGUUAUUCUGUCGAAUUUUGCUCAUCCCAGUUCUGAAGUAAUGUUACCGUUUACCAUAGUUACCUAAGAGACAAAAACAUGUCAACCCUCUUAAAAGUUAAAGCCCCCUGUCUCAGAACUUGUUUUGUUGAAAUAUAAGGGUUUGCACAUG